CAGGAGCGGCGGGAGCGGAGCUGGGGUUGGGAGCAGGGUGCUCCUAGCCCCGGGUUCAGAGCGGAGCCGGAGCACUCUUCACGACUCUUCGGCGGGGCGCCUGUCGCCUUCAUCGCCACCGCCGCCGACGCUGCUGCUGUGUGACUUCCCUACCGGCGUCCGUUGGCCCUGCUGGCAGUUGUCGAGGGUGUUUCCAAUCCAUCAGGAAGCCUGAGGAAAGAGGGUUCGAUCUCUAAGAAGUAAUUAUUACUCUACCUGUUUGGCCACAUCAUUUACUGCUUUCCUAUAACUGAGAUAUUGCCAAAGAGUCUAACUGAAAUCAACUGUGGAAAGAUGCAUCUCUAGUAUGACGACCCUUAGCAAUGUCAUCGCCACCCACCAGUCUGAGUGGGUAUCUUUCAAUGAGGAGUCACUCUUUCCUGUUACUUCAGAAGGUGAUCCUGAGAAUCUUGUUCCAGGGCUGUCUUCUUCCUCAGAAAGGUCAGAGAGCUCCUCUGGGGAAAACCAGACACUGGAUGGAGAAUCUCAAGAUCUCUCUCAUUCAGAGCAGGGUGAUAGUUCAGAGAAACUGGGUCUCAUCUCAGAGCCAUCAUCCCCACCUGACAACCUGGUCCAACCCAAACCAGAUUUGGCCUCCGCCAUUAGCACUUGGGUCCAAUUUGAAGAAGAUACACAAUGGACCAACACUUCGACAACUCACAAAGAAACAGCCUCACCACUAACCAUGUCCUGCUGGACAUGUCCCUCUUUCAACACCUUGGGAAGAUGUCCCCUCGCUUCAGAGAGCAGCUGGACCACCCACUCUGAGGACACUAGUAGCCCAAGUAUUGGCCCAUCUUAUAUAGACAUGCAAACUCUUGAUGCUGAAGAGCAAACAAGUGGUGGAGCCUCAGGAGCUGAUUCUGCUGAUAAUUCUUCCUCUCUCCAGGAAGAUGAAGAAGUAGAGAUGGAAACCAUCAGCUGGCACACUAAUGACCCAGCUAUGAAUGGGCCAGCUGCCACCCCAGUGACCUCAGUUCGUUUCCCCAGCUGGGUGACUUUUGAUGACAAUGAAAUCAGCUGCCUUCUUCCACAAAGCACUUCUACUUUACAGCCAGCCCCAGCUUCCAUUGUACCUCCUAUCCAAGAUGUGAAUUGUAACUUAACUGGAUCCUUUAAGAAGAGAGAACGUCCCAAGAGUAGCUUGGUAGACUUCUCAAAAGUUCAAAAACUAGAUAUUUCCUCCUUAAACAGACCACCUUCCAUAAGUGAGCCUCCACCUUGGAGGGCAACUAAUCCUUUCCUGAAUGAAACCCUGAAAGAUGUGCAGCCUUCUCCCAUUAACCCUUUCAGUGCCUUCUUUGAGGAGCAAGAAAGGCGUUCCCACAAUAAUUCCAUCUCCAGCACCACAGGAAAAAGCCAGAGGGAUUCCCUCAUUGUCAUAUAUCAGGAGUCAGAGGCCAUUACCUUUGAUGAUUCAGUUAAGAAGAGAACACACUCUGAUGCUGUUGAGAAGCUCAAACAACUACAGAUUGGGGAUCCGGACCACCUUGGCAGCACCACGCUACCUGAUGAUGACCCAGCAUCAUGGAGUGGACUGGAUGAUGAGCUGAAGAGUUCAAACCUGUCUUGGCCCAGAGAUGGUUGGCCCAUGAUGCUAAGGAUCCCUGAAAAGAAGAACAUUAUGUCUUCUAGGCAUUGGGGACCAAUCUAUGUAAAGCUCACAGACAGUGGCUGCUUACAGUUGUAUUAUGAGAAGGGCUUGGAGAAACCAUUCCGAGAAUUCAAACUGGAGAUGUGCCAUGAGAUUUCGGAACCUAAGCUCCAGAACUAUGAUGAAAAUGGGAGAAUUCACAGCAUGAGAAUAGACCGUGUUACAUACAAAGAGAAGAAGAAAUAUCAACCUAAACCAGCUGUGGCUCAUAUGGCUGAACGGGAGCAAAUAAUUAAGCUAGGAACCACCAGCUAUGAAGACUUCCUGAGUUUCAUCAGGGCAAUCCAGGACCACCUUAUGAGUUUGCCAGUGUCAUCCAUGGACCUAAGCACAGUGGGCUUGAACUAUCUAGAGGAGGAGAUUACAGUGGAUGUCAAAGAUGAAUUCUCUGGAGUCCUGAGCAAAGGAGACAACCAGAUUCUUCAUCACCAAGUCCUAACACAUAUUCACGUGCUAAGUUUUCUUUCUGGACUUGCAGAGUGCCAUCUGGGCCUCAAUGACAUCCUUGUGAAAGGGAAUGAAAUCGUCUCCCGGCAGGAUAUCAUGCCCACCACCACCACCAAGUGGAUAAAACUCCAUAACUGCCAAUUUCAUGGAUGUGUAGUUGAGGAGGUGUUCAACAACUCCCGGAUCAUCCUGUUCAACCCCUUAGAUGCAUGUCGUUUUGAGUUAAUGCGGUUUAGGACAGUUUUUGCAGAAAAGACCUUGCCUUUCACCCUUAGGACUGUGGCAAGCAUCAAUGGGGCAGAAGUAGAACUACAAAGCUGGCUAAGGAUGUCAGCUGGCUUCUCCUCUAAUCGUGACCCUCUCACCCAGGUUCCCUGUGAGAAUGUGAUGAUCCGAUAUCCAGUGCCCAAUGAGUGGGUGAAAAAUUUCCGGAGGGAAAGUGUUCUAGGGGAAAAAUCUUUAAAAGCCAAAGUGAACAAGGGGGCCAGUUUUGGAUCAACCAGUAUAUCUGGCUCUGAGCCAGUCAUGAGAGUAACUUUGGGUACUGCCAAGUAUGAGCAUGCUUUCAACUCCAUUGUAUGGAGGAUAAAUCGACUACCUGACAAAAACUCAGCUUCUGGUCACCCUCACUGCUUCUUCUGUCACCUUGAACUUGGCUCUGACCGGGAAGUGCCUUCCAGAUUUGCUCGCCACGUAAAUGUUGAGUUCAACAUGCCAACCACCUCUGCCUCCAAAGCCACCGUCAGAUCCAUCUCUGUGGAAGACAAGACUGAUGUCAGGAAAUGGGUCAACUAUUCUGCACACUACAGCUACAAGGUGGAAAUUGAACAGAAACAGAAUUUGAGAUCAGACUUUGAAGGAGACGAAAUUGAAAAUCCCAAGGAGUGUGGAGUACAGUGAACAAGACCUACUGCACCGAAGCAAUGAUGGUUUCUCAUCCUGCCUAAUAGAAGUACAAGUCAGUACUUUACCACAACCACUCUUCAAUGUGGCAGUGUCUUGGAAUUCCCUGCUCACAACCUCCUGGAUUUAGACAGGAAACUGAAUGGUGGUUGGUUUGACAAGACUGGUUGGCUUUAGAUUAUGAAUUGAACAUGUAGUUCAAUUGACUUUGGGGGCUUACUGUCCAAUUAAGCCUGCCUAUCUCCCUGAUUUUUCUCUGCUUGCCUUUCAGAAGUGAUGUGUGGUAUAUAGACUGCUUUAGACAUAACUCCUUCCAUCUUAGAGUUGGAAUAUUUCUCCAAGGUAUUUUUCUAUCCCUUGUGUGAGUUUCCUUUUUAAAAAGAGAGAGAUGUUUAUGUUGGGGAUUGUGUGGCAGACACAUAUUCCUGAGAGAUAAAUUCACCAAGUACUAAUAUCUCCAUCUCUUUAGUUUAGGAAAAAUUCAGAAGAGAUAUAAAACCAAUCUUCUGUUCUUCCUAUCUGGACCUCUUUGAUGUUUCCCCUCAUCCUUUAACUUUAAACACUAAACAACAGCAAGAUUUCAGAGUCAUUUUUAGUCUUCACUUUAGAAACACUUUCUUUAUCCUUCUAAGAUUUCAGUUCCAUAAACUUGCCCUUACAAGGCUGUUCACGCUAGGUUAUAGUAGGAAUUCAAGAUAAAGGCCCAGGAGAGUAGUUUUUAAAGAUUAGAUCAGUAGUCCUGUGCCAGGCAAUCAUUUGAAAGGAAAGAAAGUUUAUUUGAAUAAAGUCUUUUUCAGCCCAGAGCAUUAGUCACCAGUUUAUAUUCAAUUCAUGAGAGGAACACUUUCAUUCAGUGUGUAAAAUAAAUAUUGUUUGUAUUUAGAAGAACCUUGAAAAUAAAACAAUGACAAAAACGUUUCCUUAUUUAUACUUCAGAGCAGAUAUGCAGGUACUUCUUAGCACUUACAUUUCAUUUGAAAAUAAUUAAAAAAAAAACAAAUUUAGAACACUUUUAAAAUUUAAUUUACACAAGUGUGUCCAAAAUAUCAGUAACAUGAUAAAAUUAUUGUUUGUUCUUUUUAACAAGUCUACUAGUAGCAAAGACCAGUUUAAUAGAGAGAAGGAAGGUUUUGUUUUUGUUAUUGAAUGUAGAAUCCUGGUUCUGAAGAUAAUGCUUUUGGAACACUAAAUUUUCUCAACACUUCCCCUUACCUUAGCCAUACUCAGUGCCACUUCCUCCACCUCCCCCAUCUAGUAUAGUUUUGUCUGUCAAAAGCAUAAUUAGAUUUUCUUUCUUUUGGGUUGAGGGGUUUGCUCACUCUUGGCCCUCCCUCUCAUCCUUAUCAUCCUUCCAUAAUGAAAAACAUAUAGUACCUUUUAGCAAGUACUCAGAUGGCAUAAAACUUAUUAGAGGUAGGUACAACACUGGGACAAAUCAGAAUCAGAUAUUUUUAAAAUUGACAGGCUGAAAAAAUGAGGCAAAAUUAACUAAAUAAAUGUAAAAUCCCAUGCUUCCCCCCCCCCAAAAAAAAAAAAAAAAAAGCACACGAGGAGAAGAAAAAAAUACAGCUUAACCUAAUAGCAAUCCAUGUUGGAGGGAAAACAGAUGUGUGCAUUUAGUUCAUGAUGAAGUUAGUAUAAGCAAACAUUAUAUCAUUGCUGCUUUAAAAAACUAAUAACAAUCUUAAACUUCACUAAUAGAGAGAGGGUAUGCCGUCCAGAAAAGGCAGCAAUAAACACAUUCUUUUCCACUGGGUAGAUCACACUGGUUAAGUUAAAUUACAAGUUUGAGUAUGUCCACAAGGGGGCGACAAAAGUAAUAUAGGGUAUAAGAACUAUUGUCAUCUGAUCAACUGGAAAUGUUGAGCCUGGAAAAAGAAAUGAUUCCUGACUUCAAGCAUUUGAAGAGCUGUUACCCAGAAGAGGGAUUAGUUUUAUGACUUGUUUUUUGUUUCUUGUUUUUUUCCGCUUGACCCCAGGGAAUAGAACAGAAAGUUCCUAAAAUCUUUCUGCUGUCAAGGUCAUUAGUUCAGCCACCAAAAAAAGAGAGAGUCUUUUACAUUUACUUCAAACUUAGCCUGAAGUCAUUAGGAUACUGUGACUUUAAGUCCCAUUUAGGGACUUCUUGGCUUGGGGCAUUGUGUAUAACAGACCCAAGGAAUACAGCCUUUGGAAAUUAGCCUUCGUUUUUGAUGUGCAUACUUACUGACUGCUUUGGAAGGGAAUUUUUAUACUUGGCUUCAAAGAGUCUUCUCUGUGUCACUAAAUUAUGGAGUGAGACUUUUUUAUUAGUCACAACACAGAUCAAGCAAUUCCACAGGCUGUAAAAUUUAAAAUUUAAAAUUUCCUUGUUUUAGGCCUAUACUCAUUAAUCCAAGUAAAAGGCUAAGAAAUGAAUUCAGGAGGACCUGACAAAGAAGCAUAUCUAGGAUAGGUAUUUUUUGAACCAUUCAUUUCCUCCUCCCCAAACUUUUGCUCAUCCUGAUCAUUUCUUAUAUUUUAUUUGUUUUUUGUUUUUUUUUUUUUUUUUUGGUUUUGUUUUGCAUUUUACUGUUUGGAUAAAGACUCCUGCUUGACCAGUCUAUUUUUUUUUUUUUUUUUUGGUUAUUUCUUGUCAUUUUCAUUCUUCCUUUUUUUCUUCUACAACUUCCAGGACUCAUAACAUAUGAAAUGUAAAUAAAGAUAUUUUCACCUUUCAAAUGUGAAAUCAUUUCUAUUUUUAUACAGUUUUUGAGGGGGGAGAAAAGUGGGGAAGGUGGCAGAAGUGUAGUUUUAUUUUCCCAGAUAAUUGUUUAUACUAAAUGAACUCAAUACAUACUAAGAUUUUUAGAAGUAAAUUAGUAAUCUUUAGUUUACUACUCCUUUUGGGGGAGAUAUAGAAGAGAUGAGGGCAGGGGGACCAAUGGAGACUUUGCCUCUAUUAAGAAUUUUAAAUAUUCUUAAAAUAUUUUCUUCCUCUCACUUCUAAAAAUGCAUUAGCAGGUAGGCAAAAGACUUCACCUUACUUAUUUCUAAUUGCCUUUAGUCCCUUCUCAGAAGGAAUGAAAAUAGAAGCUUCAUUAAUUCUCACCUGUGCCUCAGUGAAAGCGCAUACUAAAGCAAGAAAUGCCUCCUAUUUCCCAAAGGAAUUCAAUCAUUCUCCUCCCACUCCUUUCCAUUUCCCAAUGGUAACAGCACUUAUCUCAUUUAAUGGAUUGUUGUAUUUAUUACGCCCUCUUCUUCUCUAUUUAUGACUGUUAUUCAAAGGAUAGUAAAAUAUAGAUAUCUUCUUAGUUCAAGGGUAUGGACUCAGUUUGGGCUCUCUCAAAGUUAGAAGAACCCAGACACUAAAAUGUUUAUUUUGGCCUUGGUGCAUCAAACUUUUACUUGUGCGAUUUUCCUCAGAACCAGCCCAGGAAUUAAAUAUAAUUUUUCUUAUCUAGAUUUUUACAUUUCCAUAAUAAUUUAGUAGAGUCUUACCUGAUUUGAGAAUAUAUGUAUAUGUGUAUGUGUAUAUACAAAUAAAUAUAUACACACAGAGAGAAGAGAGAGAUCAAUUAUAUUAUAAUUGAUUUCCCUGUAAUCUGGAAGAUAGAACAAUGGAAUAGUCCACAUUUUCCAGAAAUAGGGAAGCAUUUAAAAAUGAAAUCUCCUUCCUUCUUACCCCCACCAAAAUGUAUGUAUGUAUAUGUUAUAUAUGUAUGUACACAUGCGUACACAUGAAAAAUCUCUAGCCAAUCUUGGCAACUAUGUAAAUGCCUCUGGCCAAGGCUGUGACGUCCAGUCUCCUGAACUCGUUUGUUGAGUCCUGAACUCAUAUCUGUUGGUGCCAGUUCUCUGUAGUGCCUAUUCUCUUUAGCUUUGACAUCUCAUAAUUCCUACUCUGGCCAGAUUGGGAGUUUUGUUUGUUUUUUAUUUUUCUGUUAGAAAGAAAAGUAUAUUUUUUAUGGAAAGUUGUAUACCUUUCUCAGAAGUUAUUUAUUAAAAGAGAAGGAAUGUUUUGUCUCACCAGAGGUUUUAUAUCAAAAAUGGGAGUAAUGAUGGAUUUCAUGAAGUAUGUGUAUUUUAAACAAAUAAUUCAAAGUAAAGAGUCUGUAUGAGGUCAUCAGAUGUUGAAACUAGACAUGCGCCUAUUUAGCAAAGAUAGUAGAUGAAGAAUGGUGAAUAAAAUUUUUAUACUAUUUAGACCAUAUUCAACAGUAAUUGAGAGCUACCCCUUUUUUUUUUGUUUAAAAUUUGAAGAAAUAAAUGUUUCUCUAGCUUCUUCUGAAUUUCUAGAACCAAACAGUUUUCAAAGCCUCAAACCAAUAAGAUUGUUUUUGAAUAUCUAGAGAGACCUCUGCUUUGUUCUUCUAAAUUUAUUGGUCCCAAAAUUAAGAUGGUAGCCUGUUCCUUAAAUAUAUUAAUCUAAUGUGCUACAUUAACUUUGUUUAAACCUUGGCAUAGAUAUACCUGGUAUUUUACAUCAAUCCUUCAGGAAGAUAUGAUGGAACUAGAGAACUUCAGAAAAGCACUGCCAAAAUGGCAAAUGAAAUAUAGCAGGUUUCAUGAAUAUAGACUCAAAAUUCAAGACAAGUUGAACAUAGACAUAGUCACAAAAUUGAAGAAUAUUAAGAUGGGAAGUGCCCUUAAAUGUUUAUAUUAGAAUGUUGGAAUACAUCAUAAAAUGUUACAACUGGAAGGGUCAUCUUGAAGACUUUUGUCCAAAAUUUUCACCACCAUCGAUUGUAAUUUUACCGAUGAGGAAACUGAAGUCACAAGAGUAGAAAUGAGUCCUAGGCCAAACAAUGACAGCUAGAGUUUAGACCUUGUUAUUGGAAUUUGGAGACCCUACUCUGAAUUUUUUAAGUUUUGUGGCGUUGGUCAAGUCACAUCUGCGUUUCACCUAUUUCUUCAACUGUAGAGUGGCGAUGUUUCCUCAGGGUUGUUGUGGCUGAACAACACUUAUUAAACCAUAAGAUACUAUGAGAAUAUGAGUGAUUGCAUGAUGACUGCUUUUUAAAAACAGCUUUAUAUAGCAAGAUUAAACAUAAGAAUUUCAUUACCUUAACAAGUCAUAAGGGUUGAAAAUAAAGAAAUCAAAAAAGUUUAGAUGAAUCCAUGUAUGAUAAUUGACUAUCAAUCUAAGGGAAUGGUUAGUGCACAUCCUUAAUUUUUUAAAGACCAAAAUUUCAUGAUUAACACGAAUGAUUACCAUAUAAAACAAUUCACCUCUCUAGGCCUCAGUACCCUUAUCUGUAAAAUGAUUGGGCCAAAUUAGAUGAUUCCUAAGGUUCCUGCCAGCCACAGUAUUUUAUGAUUCUUUUAUAAAAUGUCCCUUAAUGCCAUUUGGUAUCCAAAAUAACAAAUGGAUCAUGGGUCUGACCCUGUAUAUUAUUUCUUGUGUUCUUACGAACCAAGGGAUUUUAAAAUUAUAAUGCAGGUAAAAAUUAAUUUGUCUUGCUCUGAAAUCUUCGAUCAGCAUUUCCUCUUCCCUAAUUGCUACUAUUUGCCCAGAAUGGAAAUAAAGGAAAUGCUGUAGUCUGUUGUUCUCCAUAAGACUUUUUAAUACAAAAAAAGAUAGGAAGAAAUUAGGCGACCAGAGCAGAGUAGAGAUAAUUAAUUGGAGAAUAGCACCCCAUGAACUGUUUGGAGUAAGAGGGUUUGCUCUAUAUCUUUGAGGGAACCUAACCUCUAAACGAGUGAGUAAAAUAUCAGAAUUAUGAGAAUUAGAAACAACCAGAACAUCCUUUAAUUGGGUUGAAUAAUAGAAAGCUUUCAUUAGACCUUGAAAAGCCUUAUCAGGCUAAUAUUGCUUGGCCUCAAAUUAUUUAUAUAUUCCUAUAAAAAUGUUUAAGAUGGAGAAGAGAGGUAAAUAUACUUGGCACUUUUGUAUGAAAAGUAAAACCAAGAGAUUUUGCUCUGCCAAACUAUCUUUUUACCUUACCUUGCCUACCUUCUUACCUGAGUGAAAGUAUAUCUUUUGCCUCUAUAGCAUCAAAAUUAUUAAAAAAUGAGAUGUAUAAUUAGUUAACAUCCUAUAAUUCUUUCAAAAAUAUUGCAUAUUAUUCAAGUCUUAGAAGCUCAAAUCAGAGGGCUUGGGUUCUAAAACUGCCUCAAGUCCCUAGAUCUCAGUUCUCUCAUCUAUAAAAUGAGAGGUUUGUAAUAAAUCAACUGUGAAUUCCCUUCCAGGUCUUUAUAAAUCUGAAAAUUCUUCAACCAAGCUCUUGGAAAUACUCUCCAUUUUUUUUAAAGCUACAAACAUCUCACCAAGGGCCAGCUACAAAAUAUCAUUUCUUCUUUUACUUGUGAUAUGCUUAAGCAUGUUUUGAAUUAAUUUUAAUUGAGUUGAAACUGUUCAAACCCAGUAAAGAGUGCCUGUCUCUGCUUCUCUUCCCUACUUACGUUCUGCCUCUGGUGUUAUCUUGGGCACCCAUUCUAGCCAAACUGUGAUUUCAUGAAGCCUUAAGCACCAUCACCUCACCUCAGAGUGCUUUAGGGCCAGCUGUACAUAUACCAUAUAGUGUCUUAUGGAAAGGUUAAUGAAAACAUUAACUGGAAACAUGCAGAAGCCCUCUCAGAAGCUUAUAGCCAUGUCGGCAUAGGAAUUCAAGUGUUCCAAAGUGAAACAGGUUCCUAAGAGUGCCAGGAUAACCAAAAUUGAAGUCAAGUAGACAUUUAAUCUUUAUUUCCAAUGGCUGAUAGAUCCUGGAAGAUUGCUUUGGUACUUUCAUGGGAUAAACUAGAAACAGAAAAAUUAAACCAAAAUUGAAGUCAAGUAGACAUUUAAUCUUUAUUUCCAAUGGCUGAUAGAUCCUGGAAGGUUGCUUUGGUAUUUUCAUGGGAUAAACUAGAAACAGAAAAAUUCUGAUAAGGGGUGACUUAGCUGUAUGCCUCUUGCAUACAUCUUGGCAUAGUGAAAGGUUUUGUGAUCAAAAGACCUAGGCAGGAAAUCUCAACUCUACCACUUUUCCCCUAAGUGACUUUGAAAAAGCCACUUCUUCCCAGAUUCCUCAGUCCCCUUAUCUGCAAAAUAAGGGUAUUGGGCUAAAUGAUGUCUAAGGCCUUCUCAAGCUCUGAAUCUUCCUAUGAUCUUGUCUGUAACAAAUUCUAAACCAUCAGAAUGGCUGAGACUAGAAUCUCAUUUUAGCUGCUCUUACACUUGUUCAUCAUUUAUUUUCACUUAAUGUAACUCCUUGCACUAUUGUAAUUGAUUUUAUGUAAUAAGCAGUUUAAUUUUUUUAUAUGUGCAUAUAUAAUAAAGUCUACACACUGGCCAACUUUGUAGAAAUGGAAUUUGUUUGUUUUCACAUUCCUAUUGAGGAUAAUGAGUGAUGCCAAUUUUUGUUAAUAGAAAUGAACUGUUAAUAAAAAGUUUUCAAAGUUGUUUUUUUGUUGAAAUUUGAUGUAGAUCAUGUAUGAUUUAAGAGUAAUAUCGCAUACUUUUCAGAGCUAAAGUUCAUCGGUGUGUCAUUGAUUAGCCAUUGUCCAUCAGUGAUUCUUAGUGCAUAUUAGCAUGAUAAGUGCUUAAUAAAUGCUUUUACAUUCAUUCAA
Antechinus flavipes (yellow-footed antechinus) is the source of this 10555-nucleotide messenger RNA. It is a transcript of the gene STON2, whose product is annotated as stonin 2. Gene Ontology annotation, biological process: clathrin-dependent endocytosis; synaptic vesicle endocytosis; regulation of endocytosis. Gene Ontology annotation, cellular component: AP-2 adaptor complex; synaptic vesicle. The record is from RefSeq and is a predicted model, not a curated record. NCBI's taxonomy places the organism in Eukaryota, Metazoa, Chordata, Mammalia, Dasyuromorphia, Dasyuridae. Gene Ontology annotation, molecular function: clathrin-cargo adaptor activity. The transcript is spliced from 7 exons. The coding region runs from base 347 to 3040 and encodes 897 amino acids.